This is a messenger RNA of Lotus japonicus, 1521 nucleotides long. Its product is annotated as cyclin-D3-3-like. Gene Ontology annotation, biological process: mitotic cell cycle phase transition; regulation of cyclin-dependent protein serine/threonine kinase activity. Gene Ontology annotation, molecular function: cyclin-dependent protein serine/threonine kinase regulator activity. Gene Ontology annotation, cellular component: cyclin-dependent protein kinase holoenzyme complex; cytoplasm; nucleus. The coding region runs from base 142 to 1221 and encodes 359 amino acids. The record is from RefSeq and is a predicted model, not a curated record. The transcript is spliced from 4 exons. NCBI's taxonomy places the organism in Eukaryota, Viridiplantae, Streptophyta, Magnoliopsida, Fabales, Fabaceae.
UGUGAGAUAAAAUACCCCUCUGUUUCAUCACUGCAUUCCCCUCUCUCUCUCUCUCUCUCUCUCAUAACCUCACUGUGAGAGUUGAAGAAAAUGGCUCUGCUACAAUGAACAACCGUUUCUUCCUCAUCUUCUUCCUAGAAGAUGGCUCUUAGAGAACAACAACAACAACAACAACAAUCUCCCUCAUUCCUCGAUGCCCUUCUCUGUGAAGAGCAACAUACAUUUGAUGAUGAUGAUGAAGAAAAAGCCACUCAUGCUACUGAGUGUCACACCAUUAACGAUGACCCACUCAUCCUGUUCUGGGAGGAGGAUGAUGAGCUUGUCUCGUUAAUCUCGAAGGAACGUGGAGAGACCCAUUUGGGUUCUCUCGAUCUUCAUGAUGGAGGGACUCGUGUUGAGGGUGUGGCUUGGAUUUCUAAAGUCUCUGCGCAUUUUGGCUUUUCUGCUUUGACUACUGUUCUUGCUGUGAGCUACUUUGAUAGGUUCAUUACUAGCCCCAGGUUUCAAAGGGACAAGCCAUGGAUGACGCAGCUUAGUGCUGUUGCGUGUUUGUCUCUGGCUGCUAAAGUGGAGGAGACCCAUGUGCCUCUUUUGUUGGAUCUUCAAGUGGAGGAAUCAAGGUUCGUGUUUGAAGCAAAGACUAUACAGAGAAUGGAGCUUCUAGUUUUGUCAACUCUGAAAUGGAGGAUGCAUCCUGUGACCCCAAUUUCCUUCUUUGAACACAUUAUCAGAAGGCUUGGUUUAAAGACCCGCUUGCACUGGGAAUUCUUGUGGCGCUGUGAGCGAGUUCUUCUCAAUGUCAUUCCAGAUUCAAGGGUUAUGAGUUAUCUUCCUUCUACAUUGGCUGCUGCUGCAAUGAUCCAUGUUAUUAAAGAGAUUGAACCAUUUAAUGCAACUGAGUACAUUGAUCAGCUUAUGGGUUUACUGAAGAUAAGUGAGGAACAAGUGAACCAGUGCUACAAGCUCAUACUGAAGCUGUUAGUCUGCUAUGAAGGCAUUUCCAAUCUUCACCCGAAGCGCAAGCGAUCUGAACCGAGUAGCCCGGGGGGUGUUAUUGAUGCAUCUUUCAGCUGUGACAGCUCAAAUGAUUCAUGGGCCACAACAUCAGCUGUCUCGACUUCACUGGAGCCACUGUUUAAGAGGAGCAGAGCUCAGGACCAGCAGAUGCGGUUGCCUUCUGUGAACCGCGUGUCCAUUGAUGUUCUUAAUAGCCCUCGCUAAUAAUGGUCUUAGUACUUACUUCAUAUGCGGUAGCCCUCUUUCGCAUGAAUCUGUCCGUUAAUGCGAUGUGAAAACAUUAUGUUUUAAGUUAUAUAGAUUACUAGCCAAACAUUUGAAGAUUAAUGAAUGAGGCAGAAUGUCAGAAACUGAGACUCCACCCUCCACUUUGUGGUUUGAGGUGGAUCAGGUAUCUGAUACUGAGUAGAAUGAUGAGUUAUGAACUUGUAAUUCUACCUGUGAGUUUUCUUCCCAGUGCAAUUUUAGUCGUCUUACAUAUAUGAUAUUCUUCAAUGAGCACAA